Molecule: messenger RNA, 3658 nt
Organism: Carcharodon carcharias (great white shark)
Lineage: Eukaryota; Metazoa; Chordata; Chondrichthyes; Lamniformes; Lamnidae
Product: zinc finger protein 239-like
Exons: 2
Coding region: 667-1845 (392 amino acids)
Biological process (GO): regulation of transcription by RNA polymerase II
Molecular function (GO): RNA polymerase II cis-regulatory region sequence-specific DNA binding; DNA-binding transcription factor activity, RNA polymerase II-specific
Source: RefSeq, a predicted model, not a curated record
CCAUUUUCUGCCCCCUCUCCACCUCCACCUGCUCGAGCCAAAUUUCCAGGCAUCCGGCUGACGGCUCCGGCCAGAGCGAGAAGCCCCUCGGAGAACUCGCGAAAGGAGAAAUUGCGCAUGUGCGGGGGAGAGCCCGCCCUUUCCCUUCAUGCUGACGGACUGACCAAUGGGAAGAGUUGGAGGACCGGAAGGACUCUGGUCCUCCAGCCAAUGAGAGCGCGGGCUUUGUGUGAAUGAAGGCUGAGCUUCACAGACUAAAACUUCCUCCUGUGUCCAACAUCUGAUAUUUGAAGGGAGGGACUUUCUGACAGAUAUCUCAAACCAAACAUCACGUCAAGAUCUGACAGAGUCAAUUGAUUCACUGGGACCAGGCUUUUGGAUCUAGAAUUUAAAAGGUUUGUUUAUUCUCUCUGCUUGAAAAGAUUUUAAACAGCAGUGUGACUGGAAAAGCACCGACACACACACACACACACACACACAGACACACACACACACACCCGAGUGAGACUGUUCCAGUGCGCUAACUGUGGUAAGAGGUUUAACCAGUUACACAACCUGAGAAAACAUCGCACCAUUCACCACAGGGAGAGACUGUACACAUGUGCUGUACGUGGUCGAGGCUUCAACUGAUUGUCCCACCAGGAUAGACACAAGGACACCUGCACCAUGGAGAAACCGUGGAAAUGUGGGGACUGUGGGAAGGGAUUCAGAUCCCCCUCUGUGCUUGAAACCCAUCGACGCAGUCACACCGGGGAGAGGCCAUUCACCUGCUCCAAGUGUGGGAAGGGAUUUACUCAGUCAUCCCAUCUGCAGACACACCAGCAAGUUCACACCGGAGAGAGACCGUUCACCUGCUCUGAGUGUGGGAAGGGAUUCAGAUCCCCAUCUAAGCUGGAGAUUCAUCGACGCAGUCACACUGGGGAGAGGCCAUUCACCUGCAAUGAGUGCGGGAAGCGAUUCAGUCAUUCAUCCAACUUAUUGACGCACCAGCGAAUUCACACUGGGGAGAGACCGUUCACUUGCUCUGACUGUGGGAAGGCAUUCAGUAAUUCAUCUGGCCUGCAGAAGCACCAACGAGUUCACACCGGGGAAAGGCCGUUCAUCUGCUCUGAGUGUGGGAAGGGAUUCACUCGCUCAGCCCACCUGCUGGCACACCAGCGAAUUCACACCGGGGAGAGGCCAUUCACCUGCUCUCGGUGUGGGAAGCGAUUCAGGAAUUCAUCCAACUUAUUGACACACCAGCGGGUACACACCGGGGUGAGACCAUUUACCUGUUCUGACUGUGGGAAGGGAUUCAGUGAUGGGUCUGCCCUGCGGACACACCAGCGAGUUCACACCAAGGAGAGGCCAUUCACCUGCACAGUGUGUGGGCAGCGAUUCACUCAGUCAUCCAGCCUGCUGAUACACCAUGUCACUCACACCAAUGAAAGACCCUUUAAAUGCUCUGACUGUGGGAGUGGCUUCAAAAGCGCUGCAGUUCUGAGGAUCCACCAGCGCAUCCACACUGAGGAGAGACCAUUCAGCUGCUCUCAAUGUGCAAAGAGUUUCAGAACGUUGUCUGAUCAACAGAGACAUCAGCGAGUUCACACCGGGGAGAAGCCGUUUGCCUGCACCGAGUGUGGGAAGAGUUUCGCUGAUUCAUCCAACCUGCGGAACCACCGGCGAGUUCACACCGGGGAGAGACCAUUUACCUGCACCGAGUGUGGGAAGGGAUUCAGUAAUUCAUCCAACUUAUUAACACACCAGCGAGUUCACACUGGAGAGAGGCCGUUCACUUGCCCUGAUUGUGGGAAGGGAUUCACUCAUUCAUCCCACCUGCGGAGGCACCAGCGAGUUCACAGGUGAUUCCAGGGGUUGGAUUCAAAUGAGGUUCUUCAGUUAGUUGGAGACUGGAGCAGCUGAAAUUUCUCUCUCUAGGUCGUAGGUUCUUAGCGCAGAGGAUGGGGCCAUUCGGUCCAUUGAGUUCAUGUCGACUCUCUGUAGAGCAACCCAGUCAGUCCCAUUGCCCCGUUCUAUCCCCAUAUCUCUGUAGGUUUAUUUCCCUCAAGCGCCCAUCCAGAUUCCAUUCAUAAAUACUCCAUCAUCUCUGCUUCUACCACCCUCGUAGGAAGUGGGUUCCAGGUGUUUAUCGCUCAAUUUCAAUGCACAAAAUCCCAUAGAGCACAGAAGACCAUUCAGCCCAUCAUGCUCAUGCCAGGUUGUGAAAGAGCUGUCCAAUUAAACCCAUUGCUCUGCCAUUUCCGUUUCCUUUGAAGAAUCUUACCAUUUCCCUUUUGAAGGAUAGAGUCCAAUCUGCUUCUCGCACCGUUUUCAGACAGUGAAUUCCAAAUCACGGCAACUCACUGUGUUUUAAAACAAAUCGUUCAGGAUAUGGUGUGUUUGGAUUCUCAGAGUAUUCGAAAUGGUGUCAGGCAUUGUUAUCACUCAAAAUUAAGACUCAAUCUUGAACAAUAAAUUUGACGAGAGGGCCAAUUGUAAUAUAUCAAAAUUUGUGGACAAAUUUUAAAAAUGCAUUUCUAUAGUACCUCUCACGAGCACAGGACCUACUAAAGCGUUUAAAAGCCAGUCAAGUACUUGUGAAGUGUUGUCACUGUUACAAUGUAGAAAACUGUGGGUAGGCCUGGGUAAUCAAAUUUAGUUUUAAACAUCAAUCACUUUCACACCGUAUUCACUGUUCUAAGUAGCAAGGUCAAGGAAGCAAUUUUAAACUCUAAUGUGGCUGGAUCUGUAUUUUAAAAAUUAACACUGUAUAAAUGUAAAUGUUUCUCUAAACUGCACAGCUAGCAGAAAUUGUUUACAUAAAGAAAUUAUUUCCUAAUAUUCAAGAGCUACAAGACAUCAUAUUCUACCAAUGUCCAGCUCAAGAAUAAGGCUCAUUGUUCAAGCCGAUCCAGAUUAGUAUUAGCUAUUAGUAUUAGCUGUUGUCCUCCAUAGAUUAUCUUCUUGAACCAGUAUAUCUUCUAUUAGCCAAAUGUAUUAAUUAAUACAGUAAUCUAUAGUUACCUAUCAGUCAGUAAUAGAUGAUUGAAAAGUAGUGAGCCUUAAUUGAGUUACAGUUAAUGAAUAAAUAAUGAAUCAGUUGUUAUAGUAAAAGAUUGAGUUUUAUUUGCUGUAAAAUGUAAAACCUUAAUUGCUGUAUAUGUAACGAAUGUUCAAUGAAGAGAAAUGUACUGGCCAGGGAGACCUUCAACCUCUGAUUAGCCUCAACAUUUGAAACUGUCUGAAUAAGGGAUUGUAUAGAAUCAGAUAAAGGGAUAGUAUCAAACAGUUCUACUCUUUUCCUGUCUAAGAUAAUGAGAGAAGGUGGUGUAAGUAAUUGGGGAACCAAUUAAUCUAGUAACCAAAUUGACCAAUUGUCAUGUUACAACAGGCCCAACUCUGACAUGAGGUAAUGGUCACUUUGGGGAUAAAAGUAGAGGUUCUGAAGGUCUCCCUUGCUGGCCAAGUACUGAAGACUCCCGAGGCCGAGUUCCAAGUAAAUUACUGUCAGAGAAGGAGCCAGACUCCCGAGGGUGAAUUCCACAAGAAUUACUGUCAAAGAAGGAGCCAGAGAGGGUUACACUUCUACAGACUGAUCACCCACAUGAAGUUGUAAAAGUCAAUGUCUUAAAGUUGUUAAGUAAACAUUUUUCUUUUAAUAAACUUCUUUUCAAAUUUA